AAUCCAGCCCUGUUCAGCCACUCGCUUUAAUCCCAUUACGGUAAGUGCCACUCGCUAAAGUGCGGCUGCCCCAGUGAUUCAAUGGAAUUUGAUAUAUUCUACCCACUGCGCAAUCCCGAACUUCUUUCUCCCUUUCCUUCUGAACACAUCAACUUCAAGAAUCCGAUCAAGUGUCUACCACAACGAAUCCUCAACCAAAAUCCCCCAAACCAGACCACUAGGGCACCUAGCUACCCUUUUACAACUCCCCCAAAUUUGUUCAGAGAGUAUUAAACACACUCCCAGCAAACGUCGAUCAAUUUUCAAUUCGAUUCAAGCUUCUACUCAGUCAUAACUACCACACCCACCAAAUCAAUUAUCAUCAUGUCUAGCAUCGUGGAGAAAGUUUCUGACGCCGUCACCGACGUUACUGCCGCUCUUGGCAACACAUCCAUCUCUGACAAGCCCGCCGAGACCACCACUGGUGAGAAGGCAGCCAACACUACCACUGACAAGGAAGCCGUGUUGGCAAGCGCUGCAGAGGGAAGAAGACUCUACAUCGGUAACCUCGCAUAUGCGACCACCGAGGGGGAGUUGCAAGCCUUUUUCAAGGGAUACUUAAUGUAAGCAUGGAUUCUCGACUUUCACAUGUCAUCCUCAUCGUCGCCUUUUAUUUCUCUCGAAAAAUCAUCGUCUUGCUUCAAAUCUAGCAAGUUACAGGAAGUUGCGGAUAUCUUUUGCCCCUUCCAGAUAUGUCCAAUUUGUACAACCUUUACUACACGAGCUAACAUUCUUUACACAGUGAAUCCACCUCUAUCCCAAAGAACCCACGUACUGACCGCCCAGUCGGAUAUGCUUUCGUCGACCUUUCUACCCCAACUGAGGCCGAACGUGCUAUCUCUGAGCUUUCUGGAAAGGACAUCCUUGACCGCAAGGUCUCUGUCCAACUUGCUCGCAAGCCAGAGACAAAUGACAAGACCGAGGGUGCUGCAAGCGGAGGAGAGGGACAAUCUGGCAAUGAAGGUGGACGCCGCAGACAAUCUGGUCGAGGACGUGGUCGUGCCCGUGGACGUGGAGGACGCCGUGGCAAUGCUGUAAGUUUUUGAAAGUCUGGAUCUUGGUCCUUAUUUAGUCACUAACAUACAUAAACUUAGUCCCGUACUGAUGAGAGCGCUACUGAGGCCCCUGCCGCCACUUCCGAGGUUCUUCCUUUGACCGAAACCACAAACCAGGCUACUACCGAGAGCAAGGAGGCCAAGUCACAAAACACUCGUGCUCCCCGCGAGCGUCGUGAGCGUGGUCCUCCAGCUGAUGGAAUUCCUUCCAAGAACAAGGUCAUGGUUGCUAACCUUCCAUAUGAUCUCCACGAGGACAAGGUAUGUUUGAAAUUAACUUCUGUCAAAACAAUUUACUGACAGCCUCGUAGCUCAAGGAACUCUUCUCUAUCUAUGAGCCAACCUCUGCCAAGAUCGCCCUUCGCCCAAUCCCCCGUUUUAUGGUAAAGAAGCUCCAAGCCCGUGGUGAACCCCGCAAGGGACGUGGCUUCGGCUUUGUCACUCUUUCCAGUGAGGAACAACAACAAAAGGCCGUUGCUGAAAUGAACGGAAAGGAAAUCGAAGGUCGUGAGAUCGCCGUCAAGGUCGCUAUCGACAGCCCAGACAAGACCGAUGAUGAUGUCAACGCAAACGCUGCUAAUGCUACUGCUGAGACUGCCGCUGCUCCACCAGCCGGUGCUGAAACCGUUUCUGCUUAGGCAGUAAACAUUGUAUGAUGUGAAUGAGAGGAGAGUUCUGCAACCCUGCAGACGAUAGACUAAUGCAUUGCUAUGCGUUGCUUUUGGACCAUUGUCGGCGCGUUGUGGGAGCUCUCGGGAAAAGUAUGGAUUUGUUCCUUUGAUAUUCAAUGGAUCGACCCUUUUCUUGACGAUUUUCUUUUAGGUGGACAUAUGAAUACUAACUAAGUGGACUUGGUGGUGGCGUCUAAAUAGAUAUUGGGCUUUUACGCUCUUUUCUUUCGACAGACUUCACUUCCCAUUCCCGAGCAGGGAUUCAUAGUUCUUCAUGACUCUUUUUUCAAACACUAUGUCUUAUUACAAUUUUGCUGGCAUUCUCUGGGUGUACACUAGAUUUUUUCUGACGUGCUUCCAUAUGGGAUGGGUGGGCAUGGAAAAGUUAUUGAUUAAUGAUUGAUGACAACGCUAUCAUUAUCGAUGAUAAUAAAGUGGACGAUUUUACCAGCAGAAUUAU
Sclerotinia trifoliorum is the source of this 2225-nucleotide messenger RNA. Lineage: Eukaryota; Fungi; Ascomycota; Leotiomycetes; Helotiales; Sclerotiniaceae. The record is from the annotation of a GenBank genome assembly.